AUGACAACCCUCCACACUACUACUUCUUGCUUCUCUCUCGUAGCUUCGCUUGCCCUUGUCAUCAUUGAUAGAACCUGCAGCUGUUUGCAGUUCACUUACCCCAGCUUUGACACAUCCAACAAGGCAGAUUUCAGCUUCAGCACAGGCUCCGGAAUAGCAAAUGGAUCCCUCCAGAUCACGCCGAGCACCGGCGGCAUCAGCCACCGAUCGGGAAGAGUGUUCUACGCGAAGGAAACGUUGAAGCUUUGGAACAGCGGGCGGUCGGCGCUCACGUCUUUCCGGACAGAGUUCGUGGUCAACAUCCUCCCACAGAAUGGCACUGGAGAAGGCAUGGCUUUCAUCCUGAGAAGUAACCCGGCGCUGCCGAGCAACAGCAGCGAGCAGUGGCUCGGCAUAUGCAACAGCCGGACAGAUGGCGAGCCGACGAACCGGAUAGUAGCUGUGGAAUUCGACACGAGGGUGAGCAACGGCGAAACCGACGGCAAUCACGUUGGGCUCGACGUCAACAGCAUCCGAUCUUUGGAGAUGUACCCGCUCAACAAUAUUUCACUCCUCCUCUCGAGUGGCGCUGAUGUACAGGUCAGUGUCACGUACAACGGCACAUGGCAGGUCCUGGUAAUAGUUUUAAUCCAAAUCGACGCAACUGGGGCGCACUAUGGUUCCCAAGGUUGGGGCGUUGAUCUAUCGGACGACAUAUAUGUGGGAUUUGCAGGGUCCACCGGUGAUUUCACCGAGCUGAACCAGAUAAAGUCCUGGAACUUCGUCACGAUCGACGAUGGUGUCACGACUAACCGAGGGCAUGGGAGAAAGGUUUUUCUGUCUCUCGUUACCUUGUCUUUGUUUGCUACGUGUUUGGUUGCUGUGUUCUUAGUGUGGAGAAGGUCGACGCGGCAGAGAAGGCUAGCCUACCGCAACCUUGAGAAGAUGAUCGACGCCCAUGGCCCGUUCAGGUUUAAGCUUAAGGAGCUCAGACAUGCGACUGAAAACUUCAAUUCCUCACGAAAGUUCGGCCGAGGCGGCUUUGGCACCGUGUACCAUGGCUACCUGAACAGCAUGAACAUGGAGGUAGCCGUCAAGCGGGUGUCAUCGAACAGCAGUUCCAGUUCCAACCGAGGAGAGCAAGAGUUCGUCGCGGAGGUGAACACGAUCAGCAAGCUCUCGCACCGCAACCUCGUGAAGCUGAUUGGUUGGUGCCAUGAGGGUGGCGAGCUGCUCCUCGUCUACGAGUACUUCCCCAUGGGCAGCCUGGACAAGCUCCUGUACGCCAGUGCUAGAUCGGCAGCGACGGCGAACCCCUCGGCGUCGGAGACAACAGGCGCGACUGUGCUGACCUGGGAGAGACGGUACAAGAUAAUCUGCGGCGUGGCGUCCACGCUGGAAUACCUGCACCACGGGAGCAGCAGGCGGAUCCUCCACAGGGACGUCAAGGCGAGCAACGUCAUGCUCGACGGGGAGUACAACGCGCGCCUCGGCGACUUCGGCCUCGCCCGCGUCAUCCAGCUCGACGAUGUGACGCACCACUCGACGCAGGCGGUGGCGGGUACCCGCGCCUACAUGGCAUACGAGAGCUUCUUCACCGGCCGCGCCAGCCUCGACACGGACGUGUACGCGUUCGGGGUGUUCGUCAUGGAGGUGCUCACCGGGAGGAGCCCCUGCGGCUCCGUGACGUACCACAACAACCAGGAGCACUGCUACGACGCCGGCGGCCGGCGAGGCCAGCCGAUGUACAUCGUGGACUGGAUGUGGAGGCACUAUGGCGAGGGGACGGUCCUGGAAGCGGCCGACGCGGUGCUCGGUGGCGCGUACGACGAGGCUCAGGUGGAGCGCGCGGCGAGGCUGGCGUUGGCGUGCUGCCAUCCCAGCCCGAGGGAGAGGCCGUCCAUGAGGACGGCCGUGCAGGUGCUGGUCGGCGGAGCCCCGGCGCCGGAUCCCCCGUUCGAGAAGCCUGCGUUUGUCUGGCCUCCUGACGGCAAGCAGCAGGAGAUCGAGCUGCCGCACGUCGGCGUUCUGUUCACCGGAGGGCAGCUCAGUUUCUGCUCCAUGACCUCCAUUUCCAUCACCGGAAGGUGAGUAAUUAACUGAGUAUCGCAAACUACCGCGAACCGAGCCGCGCGCCGCGCGAGGCGUUAUUGUCGUAUGUAAAAAAGUGUAGCAGCGUCGCACGAUUGUUUCGUUGUUGUGUUUGUA
Messenger RNA from Oryza brachyantha (malo sina), 2187 nucleotides. RefSeq names its product probable L-type lectin-domain containing receptor kinase S.5. Bases 1 to 2070 code for a protein of 689 amino acids. Gene Ontology annotation, biological process: protein phosphorylation. The record is from RefSeq and is a predicted model, not a curated record. Gene Ontology annotation, cellular component: plasma membrane. Gene Ontology annotation, molecular function: ATP binding; protein kinase activity; carbohydrate binding. NCBI's taxonomy places the organism in Eukaryota, Viridiplantae, Streptophyta, Magnoliopsida, Poales, Poaceae. The transcript has a single exon.